This is a messenger RNA of Amorphotheca resinae ATCC 22711, 3118 nucleotides long. RefSeq lists its product as hypothetical. The record is from RefSeq and is a predicted model, not a curated record. Bases 87 to 2828 code for a protein of 913 amino acids. The transcript has a single exon. Gene Ontology annotation, molecular function: chromatin binding. Lineage: Eukaryota; Fungi; Ascomycota; Leotiomycetes; Helotiales; Amorphothecaceae. Gene Ontology annotation, biological process: DNA repair; DNA damage checkpoint signaling; mitotic DNA replication checkpoint signaling.
GGCAACAAUGCCGAAAAAAUGGCCUAUCAAGACGACGAAUUACAAGCCUGAUUGAUGUAGUAUGACUACAAGCAUCUUCUGCCGGCAUGGCACCUCCAGCAAAGAGACAAAAGCGCAACGUCAUUCCUUCCUCCUCCCCAGUAACGUCUGAUAAUGAGUACGAAGAGCCUGUCGUCAAAUCGAAUGCUCGACUGAACGAUCUCAUUUCCUCCUCGCCAACCUCCUCAAACGAUCCCAAAACCGGGACAUCUGGAAAACCUUCUAGCCAAUCGAUGGGUACGAGAUGGGAGCCUCGGUCGAAGACGGCGAAUCGUCCCCACAAUGCCGCUCCUCUCCCCCCUCCGAAACCAGCGCGCGGAGACAGGACAGCCAGCAAGAGCGCUAGCAAUAGCCCCGAGAAGGCAAAGCGCAAGGGAAAGGUUGAGGAGAAGGUCAAGAGCGGGGAUUUAUUCACACUCUUUACGAAACAAGCGCAAAGACAAAAGGCUGAGGCUGCUAGUAGCGGGGUUACUGGGAGGCCCAGAAUCACCCCCCAGAGCUCGAAAGAGCUCACGAUUGAGGAUGAUGAUAUUGUAUCAGACGACGAUGUUGUCGAGAGCAAGGCGCAGUCUGCCAGUAUGGUCGGACUGGCCGCUCGAAAACGGGCGAGGGCAGCUAAUCUACUGAGGAAUGGGGACGAAGGUGCGCCGAGCGCAAGCCAGAAGUUUGUUAUGAAACCAAAGGUGUUGAGGGAGGUUCAGAGUGAGGAUGAUAUGAGACCUUGGGCAGAGCGAUUUGCGCCAGUUAAUCUGGAUGAAUUAGCUGUGCACAAGAAGAAGGUCGCUGACGUUCGGACGUGGUUUGAAAAUGUCAUGAGUGGCAGGAUGAGACAGCGACUGCUUCUCCUGAAGGGAGCUUCUGGGACUGGAAAGACAACUACGGUCCAACUAUUGGCGAAAGCGAUGGACUGUGAUGUGUUGGAGUGGCGGAAUCCCGUGGGAUCCAUAGCCACAUCGGAUGGAUAUCAGUCUAUGGCUGCUCAGUUCGAGGAGUUUAUGGGACGAGGAGGAAAAUUUGGCCAACUAGAUAUAUCUUCUGAAAAUGGCACAGUACCUCCAAAACCAGAAGUCAAACCUCUCGAUCGCCGGAAACAGAUCAUAUUGGUAGAAGAGUUCCCCAAUACUUUCACCAGAUCGUCUACGGCUUUGCAGUCAUUUCGGUCUACGAUUCUUCAAUACCUUGCAGCCAACACGCCGCCUCUUUCGAUGGCGUAUAAUAACGCUGGGAAAGAGCCCAUAACACCUGUGGUCAUGAUUGUUUCCGAGACUCUACUCACCACCACGUCUGCAUCCGCAGAUAGCUUCACGGCUCAUCGUCUGCUUGGCCCGGAGAUUCUGAUGCACCCAGGGGUAGGUGUCAUCGAAUUCAAUGCCAUUGCCCCUACUUUGCUUGCCAGGGCCUUAGAGAUUGUUGUGCAAAAAGAGUCGAGGAAGUCCGGCAGAAGAAAGACGCCUGGACCUCUGGUUCUGAAGAAGCUCGGUGAGGUUGGGGACGUUCGAAGUGCGAUCGGCUCCUUGGAGUUUCUAUGCUUAAGAGGGGACGUUGAUGGCGACUGGGGAGCCAAAGUAACGUUCGGCAAGGCCAAGAAAGCCAGCAAAGAUGUAGCUUUGACGAAGAUGGAAGCACAGAGUUUAGAGUUGAUUACUCGUCGCGAGGCCAGUCUUGGCAUCUUCCAUGCCGUUGGAAAGGUGGUGUAUAACAAGCGUGAAGAGAUGGCACCCGCCCUAGAAGCUGGCACUGACGUGGAGCAACUGCCCGACUUCAUGUCUCUCCAUUCCCGACCGAAAAGAUCACAGAUCUCGGUCGACGAACUCAUCGACGAGACGGGGACCGAUACUCAGACCUUCAUCGCGGCGCUCCAUGAAAACUACCUCCUCUCUUGCGAUGCCUCUCCCACAUCAUUCGACUUCUCCUCUCUCGAUCAUGUGAAUGGAUGCAUCGACGCCCUCUCAGACAGCGACCUUCUCUGCCCAUCGUGGGACGGCUCCUUCAACCCAUCAGGCUUCGGUGGCGGCGUAGGCGGUCGAGGCACCGGCGGUGACAUCCUCCGGCAGGACGAAAUCAGUUUCCAGAUCGCCGUCCGCGGCAUCCUCUUCUCCCUUCCUCACCCCGUCAAGCGGAAAGAGCCCGCCGCCGGAGGCCUCCGCACCGGUAAGGGGGGAGACGCCUUCAAGAUGUUCUACCCCACCAGCCUCAAGCUGUGGCGGGCGAAAGAAGAGAUCCAGAACACCAUCGAUCUCUGGGUGACGCGGCUGCUGAAGGGCGACGAGCCGCAUCUCCACACCAUCACCACGGGCGCUGCCGCCUUCGCGCGCGCCCCCAAGCCCGGCACCGUCGAGAGCUGGAAGAACCCUAACUUCAGCCAGGAGGCUCCCGAUCCCAAGAACCCGCGCCAGAACGCAGACGCCGCGCCGCUGCUGGCCGUCGGCACUUCGGCACGGACCGAGAUGCUGCUCGAGCGGCUGCCGUACAUGGUUCACGUAGCUCGCGCGCGGAGGGGCCCUGCGUCGGCUGCCCUGGCGCUGCGAGAGAUGGAGAAGGUCACGGCGUUCCGGGGCAUUGGCGGGCCGUCGGCGGCGGAGGAGGAGGAGACGCUGGAUGAUGAUGGUGAUGAUGGGGCGGUAGCGCUGACGGGGGAGUCGGAAUGGGCGACGGAUAAGCCAGUCGAGGGACAGUCGCCGCGCAAAAGGGGAUUGGUGAUUAGAGGAAGGGGCGCGGCUUCGGGACUCCCGUUGCAGCAACCGGAGCAGAAGCUGGUCCUGAGCGAUGAUGAUAUUGAAGAUGAUUAGAAAGAUUCUAUAGUCGACUAAGGUACCUAGGUAGGUAUGUAGAAGGACGGAGUUUUUUUUUGUAUGUACAAUAGCUGCAAAAGUAGCAGGGACGGAUCCACAUGGGGAAUCUUUGGGGGGUUGAAAAAAAUAUGAUUACAUGGUUUCAAUUUUGAUAUACACUUUUUGAUACAUGUCGUCGCUUCAUGACCCAGCCCAACCCUAAGACUCCAUAUUACAAGAAACGCCACAGGCAAUAUACAAGAUAAAUUUUGUGUUAUUAGUUGGUUUCAGCAGAGGGACCUCCGAAG